This is a messenger RNA of Cooperia oncophora, 195 nucleotides long. The record is from the annotation of a GenBank genome assembly. NCBI's taxonomy places the organism in Eukaryota, Metazoa, Nematoda, Chromadorea, Rhabditida, Trichostrongylidae.
UGUUCCGUUCGCUGAACCUCCGACGGGUGAGCAACGAUUUCGACCGCCGAAACCGAAAAAACCAUGGAAUGAAACGAUCACAGCCAACACGCUGUCACCAGCUUGUUACCAGGUACACUUAAAACUUCGAAAACUUUCGAGAAAGAACAAAAAGGACUCCUUAUACAAGCAAGAAGUCAAAGGAAAAAAGUACUA